Pneumocystis carinii B80 is the source of this 2914-nucleotide messenger RNA. RefSeq lists its product as hypothetical. Bases 47 to 2869 code for a protein of 940 amino acids. The record is from RefSeq and is a predicted model, not a curated record. Gene Ontology annotation, molecular function: protein binding. The transcript is spliced from 4 exons. Lineage: Eukaryota; Fungi; Ascomycota; Pneumocystomycetes; Pneumocystales; Pneumocystaceae.
ACGGGUUAAUGAAGAGUUAUUCUUGUUGGUAUAAUCAUUAGGAAUCAUGGAAACCCCUUUGUCCCCGGAUUCUAGGCAGAAUUUGAGUGUAGAAGAGGAUAAAACACAUUUAAUUAUAAUACCAGAAACAUCAACUCAUACGUAUGAAGAACAUAAGGAAACUAAGUAUGAGAAUACGCCUACGGUUGCCCAGUUUUCCCUUGGGCCUAUUACACAUACAACGGUAGUAACAACGACAACAAUAACAACCACGAAUUUCCCGCCUAUAGUGUUUUAUCCGCCGAAAAAAAAGAAGAAUUUUGAUUCUAAACAGUAUCCGCUUUAUGAUGCGCCUACGCCAGCAUGUUUGAAGCGGUUUUGCUUUGAUAUUGAUGGAAAACCGGCAUAUUUUAGGGAAAGCGAUACGCCGCAAGAAUCACUUAGUCAGAUGCGGGAAGAUAUGGAGCGUCUUCAGAAAAACAAUACGGUGACUAUAGUUGUUAGGGGGGGAGAUGAACAAAGAUUUGAAAAAAAAGAUACACGAAUUGUAGAGAAUGAGAUAGGAUUACCGAUGCUUCAGCCGGAAUCCGUCUUAGGGGAAACAUCAUAUCAAGGAAUACAUAAUAAUUCAUUAGUUUCAUAUGAGGACGAGACGUUUAAAACUAGGGUUACUCAUAAAAAUACGUCUAAACAUGUAGAACAUGAAUCCUUUUGUUCAAAUAUUGAAGAAAAAGGUUUUCAGAAUAUUGUUGAUGUUGAUCCUUUAGAUAUUUCUAAUGCGAGUUUAAACAAAAAUAUUUCUAAUGAAGGUUCACAGAAUCAAUUGCCUAUAGAAUCUAAUCCGCCGUCAUAUCAACUUCUUCCUUUACCAUCACCAUCACUUUCUCCAGUUAUAACUACUUUAAAUUCGGAAAAUGAACAUUACUAUACUGCUCGAAAUAGUCGUUUAAACACAACAAAAGCGGUUCAUUGCAAGAACCAAAAAGAAAAUCAUGAACAAGUAGACAUAAAGGAAAUUAAUACAUUUGUUUUAUCUGACCAGGGAAAUUCCAUAAUUCGAAUUCCGGAAAUUUUGAAUAUUUUUGAUAAUUUACCGCCUAAUAUUCAAACAUAUCUUAUACAUCAUUUGCUUCGUCGAUGUAAUAAAACAACUCUACAGAUUGUUGCAAAUCUGGUUAAUCCAACGCUUAAACGGGAUUUUCUCGCUCUUCUGCCAUUUGAAUUAGCAUUCAAUAUUUUGAAAGAAUUGGAUGUAAAAUCGUUAUGCCGUGCAACACAGGUAUCAAAGAAAUGGAAACAAAUUGUUGAUGCAGAUGAAUGGAUUUGGAAAAUGCGUUUUGAUGUAGAUGGUUUUAAAUUACGGGAUAACGAGCUUGAUCAAAUUGCUUCAGAAGGCUGGGUUCCUCAAUGCGAGAAUUCAAAUGAUACAUCUUCAACACAUACGUUAAAAGAAACAAAGCAUGUUAUGCAUAUUAAUUCGAAUAUAUAUUCCAAAAAAUCUGAAAAAGCUUUGAAUAUUCAGAACCAAAAGCAUUCUCUUGCGGAGCAUAGAGAAACUACUGAAAAAUAUUUUCAAAAAGUAGAAAAUAAAGAAAGCGAUCUUAUUCAAAAACAACAUUUAUUUAAAGCAUUAUAUAAAAAACAUCAUAUUAUUCGAAAGAAUUGGAUGAGCCUCAAUAUAAAACCACGGCAUAUUUCUUUUCGAUGUCAUGACCGCAAUGUUGUUACAUGUUUGCAAUUUGAUGCAGACAAAAUCAUUACAGGCUCUGAUGAUAGUAGUAUAAAUAUUUAUGACACUUCAACAGGAAAACUUCGAAGAAGAUUGCAAGGUCACGAAGGAGGUGUUUGGGCAUUACAAUAUUUAGGUAAUUCUUUAGUAUCAGGUUCUACCGAUCGUACGGUUCGUGUUUGGGAUAUUGCUAAAGGUGAAUGUACACAAAUAUUUGAAGGACAUAUUUCAACCGUACGUUGUCUUCAAAUUUUACCUUCUACAAAUAUAGAAUUUGUUCAUAAUGGAACUAAAAAGCAAAUAAACACUUCAGUAAUUGUAACAGGAUCACGAGAUUCCACAUUGCGUGUAUGGAGACUUCCACAACCUGGAGAAGCUCAUUAUAGACCAUCACCCCCUUCUUCUCCAAAUGCUGUUAAUACAGAUAGUACUAAUGUAUCUACUAAUCCUUAUUAUAUAAGAACUCUUGUUGGUCAUACAAAUUCAGUAAGAGCUAUUUCUGGAUAUAAUAAUAUUUUGGUUAGUGGUAGCUAUGACAGUACAGUUCGAGUUUGGAGGAUUUCUACAGGAGAAUGUAUAUGGAGAUUAGUCGGUCAUUCUCAAAAGGUAUAUAGUGUAGUAAUUGAUUCAAAACGAAAUAGAUGUGUAAGUGGAAGUAUGGAUUGGAAAGUAAAAAUUUGGAGUCUUGAAACAGGCACUUGUCUUUGGACGUUAGAAGGUCAUAGUUCUUUAGUAGGUCUUUUAGAUCUCUCAUAUGAUUAUUUGGUAUCUGCAGCCGCUGAUUCUACACUAAGAAUAUGGGAUCCUGAUACUGGGAAAUGUAUUCAUGUACUUUCUUCUCAUACAGGAGCUAUAACAUGUUUUCAGCAUGAUGAAAAUAAAGUAAUUAGUGGUAGUGAUGGCCUUCUUAAAAUGUGGGAUGUUCGAACAGGGCGUUUUGUAGCUAAUAUACUUACUGAUUUAUCGGGUGUAUGGCAAGUUCGCUUUGAUGAACGUCGUUGUGUCGCAGCAGUACAAAGGGAUCAUAUAACUUACAUUGAAGUUUUGGAUUUUGGAGCAGCAGCGGAUGGAGUUCCUGAAGAAGAACGGGGUCGACGAAUUAUUGUUGAUAAUUCAUCGUUAAUGGAUGAUUUGGCUCAGACAAAUAGGGAAGCAAUCUAAAAGAAUUUUUUUUUAGUUUUCUAAAUACCCAAUACCUCUAAGAAU